Amphibalanus amphitrite is the source of this 5807-nucleotide messenger RNA. Its product is annotated as eukaryotic translation initiation factor 4 gamma 1-like. Lineage: Eukaryota; Metazoa; Arthropoda; Thecostraca; Balanomorpha; Balanidae. The record is from RefSeq and is a predicted model, not a curated record. Gene Ontology annotation, molecular function: mRNA binding; protein binding; translation initiation factor activity. Bases 74 to 5329 code for a protein of 1751 amino acids. Gene Ontology annotation, cellular component: eukaryotic translation initiation factor 4F complex. The transcript is spliced from 15 exons.
AGCCAUUUAGAAGACGGGAAAAGGAAGACGUCCUAUAUGAGGACGCUACCGAAACCCAUUUCUAACUUCUGAAAUGAGCUAUACUGGUGGUAAACAGCAAGCGCCACUCUUACAGCAGCCUGCAUAUCCAAUAUAUCAGCAAGGAUAUUCAUAUGACAAGUCUGAGGUGGUUCCCGGCGCGAUGCCGGACGGCCGAGCGGCGGCCAUGAACCCGGCCGGCGGCCGCUACCCGCAGCAGCCGGGCGCGCCGCACACGAUGUACGGCCGCGGCGGCCCCGCAGUGGACGGCAACGCGGCCGCCUACCAGCAGCAGCAGCAGCACCAACAGCAACAGCAGCAGCAACAGCAGCAGAUGAGGUCGCAGGCGGGCGGCAUGCCGUACGGCGGCCGCGGCUCGGGCGGCGGCCGCGCCCCACAGCCCGCCUUUAGCGGUAUGGCCGUGCCGCCGCCGGGAGGGCCUCACUACAUGCCCGCCGGCCAGCCGGCCUCUCAGCCGGGCUUCUACGUUGUGAACAUGCCACAGCAGGCUGUCAUGCAGGGACCAGGGAGCUUCAGCAUGCCAGUACCAAUGCCUAUGCAGUACCCUGGAGGAUACAUGCCGCAGCGCCCACAUGGGCCGGCGCCGUACGCGCAGCAGAUGUGGGCCCAGCAGCAGCCCGGGCCGGGCCAGAUGUAUAUGCCGCAGCAGCAGCAGCACGCCCAGCGACCGAUGGCGGCCAUGCCGCCGGCGGCGCCGGCGCCCCAGCAACCCGCCCAGCAGUCGCGCGUCAGUAAACGGAUAGCCAUCAUCAACCCCAAUACUGGCGAGGAGGUGUCGACGGCGCCCCGCGAGCAGGGCUCCUCGGCCGCUGCCGGCGACAAGCAGACCGAACAGAACGCCGCACCGGGCUCGCGCCAGGUGGCUGCUGAUUUCGCCAAGAUGGUGGCGCAGGCUGCCACCUCGUCCCGGUCGCGGACCACAUCCGAGGCUGCCGAGCCGCCGCCGGCCGCGCCGGCACCUCCGGCCGAGCAGCUGAACGGCUCAGUCAGCACACCUCCCGGCGCCGGGCCGCCGCCGCCCACACCGGCCGAGACGCCGCCCGAGAAACCUCCGGCGGCCGCCCCCGCCCCCGCCCCGGCAGCAGCACCGGCAGCGGCGCCGGCGCCGGCACCUGCGGCAGCCGCCCCGGCCCCCGCCGCCGCUCCCGCCGCCGCCCAGCCGGCAGCGCCCGCCGAGGAAGAAGGCCGCUCCAGUUCACAGAAGAAGACUAAGGCUAAGCAGAAGAUGCGCGAGCUCAGCCGACGGGCUGAGGGCAAGGAGGCGGGAGGGGAUAUGGACGCGUUCGUCGACUCGAAGCCGGCGCCCGAGCGACCGCCCGUGCCUCCGGCGGCCGCCCCCGCCCCCGCUCCGGCUGCGACGCCGGCAGCCGCAAAGCCUGCGGCAGCGGCGGCGGCGGCACCGGCCGCCUCCAAGCCGGCUCCGGCGGCGGCAGCGGCCCCUGCCUCCAAGCCGGCUGCGGCCACAAAGCAGAGUACCCCUGUGACGUCACCCGCUCAGCCGGCUGCGGCCCCGCCAGCCGCCAAACAGACCCCCGCGCCCGCGCCCGCCCAGAAAACCGCCCCCACUCCGGCUCCGGCGAAACAGACGCCCCCUGCGGCGGCGCCGGCCGCGAAACCCGCGCAGGACUCCGCUCCGGCUCCCAAACAGGCGGCAGCGGCGCCCGCCAAGCCCGAGACUGCGGCGCCCGCGGCCAAGCCCGCUGCGGAGCCGGCAAGCAAGCCCUCUCCUGCUGCGGCCCCUGCCCCGGCGGCGCCGGCGGCGGCAGCCCCCAAGAAGGUGGCUGAGCCGGCUGCCCCGGCUGCGAAGCCUGCCGCCGAGCCGACCCCGAAGCCGGCUCCGGCGGAGAAGGCCGCAGAGAAAGCCGCUGAGAAGCCGGCCGCCAAGCCCGCGACGCCGGCGCCGGCGAAGGCUCCGGCCGCCCCCGAGGCUCCGACCGCUACCCCGGCACCGAAGGCAGCGCCGGCGCCCGCGGAGGCCGCGCCGGCCGCGGCGCCUCCCGCUAAGGCGUCGACUCCCGCGCCGGAGCCGGCCGCUCCCGUCAAGGAGGCGACUCCUACCCCGGCUCCGGCUCCGGCACCGGCACCGGCACCGGCUCCUGCUGCGGCUCCUGCGCCGGCGGAGAGCAAGCCAACCCCGCCACCUGCCGCGGAGGCCAAACCGGCUGCUGCGGAGGUCAAGUCGGCCGCUGCGGAGGUCAAGCCUGCUGCGCCCGAGGCCAAGCCUGCCGCGCCGGCCAAGGAAGCGCCCAAGAAGGAGGAGCCUGUCGCCGAGAAGCCCGCCCCGGAGAAGCCAGCGGCGGCACCGGCCGCGGAGCCGGCUGCCCCGGCCGAGCCGGCGGAGAGCGCCGCCCCCGCUGCCGACGAGGAUGAGCUGGAGGAGGGCGAGAUUCGCGACGACGAGCCCGUGGUGAACGGCACUGACGCCAAGGAGGAUGGCGAGGAGGAGAAGCCCAAGACGGCCUGGCAGCUGCAGCUCGAGAGGAUGAAGGAGGAAUCUGUCCGUAUCGCCGAGAGGCUGCAACAGAAGAAGCAGUACAACCGGGACGACUUGAUGAAGCUGAUGGCGCACCCGCUGUCGCAGAAGCGGCCCGACCAGCUACCCGACCUGCCGUCCAUUGUGCGCACCACUAAGGACCGGUCGCAGGGCGAUCCGGCGCGCAACUUUGCCGCCAUCAAGUCGCGCAGCAUGGGCCCCAUGACUAACCCGAUGGAUUACAACGUCGGCUUCAAGCAGCUGCCCAGCAAGGGUUACCGGGGCCGCGGCUCGCAGCAGGGACGGCGUGACAUGCCGCCGCCGCAGCAGGGCGGGCCGCGCCAGAUCUCCAUCAGCCUCGGCCGAGACGUCAAGCUCAAGGAGUCAGAGAACGCUUGGAAGGCGUCCUACAAGGCGCCGGCCGGAGAGAUGGAUGAUGAUAUGAAGGUCAUCAAGGCCUUCAAGGGCAUCCUCAACAAGAUCACACCCAACAACAUCGAGAGGUUGACGGGCGAGAUCAAGAAGCUGGCGCUGGACACGGAGCACCGGCUGCACGAGAUGAUCCAGACGCUGUUCGAUAAGGCGGUGGAUGAGCCCAUGUAUGCCGAUCAGUAUGCCAGUAUCUGCGUCGCCAUGAGCAAGACUGAGGUGACGGGCGCCGACGGCAACGUGGUAGUUUUCCGCAAACUGCUGCUCACCCAGUGCCAGCGCGAGUUCGAGAAGGACAAGACGUCCGAGCUGAACCGCGACGAGCGUCAGAAGGAGAUCGACGCUGAACAGGAUGAGGAGAAGCGCAAACGCAUGACCUUCGAACUGCAACAGGAGAGCGUCAAAAUCCGACGGCGCUCCAACGGAAACAUUCGCUUCAUCGGCGAGCUCUACAAGCUCAACAUGCUCUCGGAUCGCAUCAUGCACCAGUGUAUCGUCAAGCUGGUCAAGGAUAAGCACGAAGACUCGUAUGAGUGCCUCUGCAAACUGAUGACCACCAUCGGAGAGAAGUUGGAGACGGCCGAGCGCAAGCGCGGCAAGGACCUCAGUCAGAUGUUUGCCGACUUCAACCGACUGGCCACCGACAAGAGUCUGGCAUCGCGCAUCCGGUUCAUGCUGCAGGAUCUGAUCGACAUGCGCAACAACAACUGGGUGAACACGCGCACGGUCGGACAGGCCAAGCCGAUGACGAUCGAGGAGGUGCACAAGCAGGCGCGCCAGCAACAGGUCGAACAGCAGGCGAUGCUCGCACAGGCCGAGGACCGACGGCGCAACGACCGCGGCACUGACCGGCGCCGCGGCGGCGGCGGCGGCGGAGGCCGGGACGGCGGCCGCGGCAGCCAGCCGGGCCCCACAGAUGGCUGGAGCACAGUCAGCCGCAGCCGGUUCGACGCGUCUCGCAUGCUGAACGCGAUCGGCAGCGGCGCCAGCCAAAUGGAGGCCGGCGCGCUCAAGAUGGGCCCCGGCGGCGGCAGCUCGUGGUCGUUCGGCUCCAAGGUGGGCUCUGGCCGGCGCAGCGGGCCGGCGGCGCCCGCCCAGCCCGAGGUGCGCACCACGCCCAACAUGUUCGGCAUGCUGCAGGAGGACGGCGGCGGCAGUGUGGCGCCGACCGUCCGGCUGGGUCCCGGCGGCGGCGGCAGCGGCAGCGGCGGCCGGCUGGGCCCGACCCGCGGCUCCACCGGCCGCGACGCCCAGAAGCCGGCGCCGGCGGCCGGCGGUCCGCAGCUCAAGGGACCGGAGACGAUGGACGACGAGAAGAUGCAGGGCCUGGUCCGCCUCAUCUGCGAGGAGUACAUCGACUCGAAGGACUACAAGUCGAGCGUUCAAGAUGUCGAGGAGAAGCUGCACGCAAACACUGUGGCGCGCUUCGUCGGUGAGUGCCUCAACAAAUACGUGGACGCGCGCUCCACGGAGCAGCGCCACCUGAUGGGCGAGCUGCACCGGAACAUGCUCGAGAGCGGCCACCUGACGGCCGAGGCCUACCUGACCGGCGCCAAGGAGCUGCUCGAGGUGGCCAGCGACCUGGCCUGUGACAUCCCGUCGCUGUGGGCCAACCUGGGCGAGCUGCUGGCGCCGCCGCUCACCGCCGGACGUGGCGUGACGCUGGAGAGGCUGGCCGCGCCGGCCGCAACCAUCGUGGCCGACCGCUACGGCGCCAAGUUCGUGACGGGCGUGCUGAAGCGGCUCAAGUCGUUGCAUGGUGCCGACAAAGUGCGCUCCCUUGUGCCGACCAACUUCGACUGGAAGCUCUACUUCGGCAGCGAUGACCACGUCCAGCCGCUGAUUAACGCUCAGCUUGGCUUCCUGGUGGCGGGCGCCAAUGUGCCCCUCUCGCUGGAGGAGGCGCCCACCAGCAAGGGCGUGCGCGGCCUGCUUCGUGUCGUCCAGGAGGAGUCGGACAUUAAGGCCUGGGUGCUGAAGAACGUUAGCGAGGAGGAUCGCGCUUCGACCGCCUUCAUCAAGGAUUUGGUCAGCGCUCUCUGCUUUGACUGUAUUGUGAUAGAUAACGGUGCCAAGCGGGUGCAGCUGAAGCGGCUCGAGGACCAUGGCGCCCUGCUCAAGUGCCUGAUUGUGAAGGAGGAGCUGGAGCUGGCCGCGCUGUACGGCGUGAUGGCGCUGGUGCGGCAUCUGCAAUUUCCCCCGGGCAUGCUGGACCAGUGUUUCCGUCAGCUGUACGACAUGGAGGUGAUUUCGGAGCAGACGUUCUGGCGCUGGCGCGACCAGAAGGACAGUGCCGAACAGGAGGGCAUGGGUGUGGCGCUCACCGGACUAAAGGCGUUCUUCAAGGCGCUCGAGGAUGACGCCGGCGAUGACGAAGAGCGCACGUGAUAGCCGGUGACACUUAGGAUUAAUUUCAGAGGCGCGCGAGCGCCGGGCUCGCCACAGAGAGCGAGCCAACGGACGCCUGACAGUGACGCCAUGUGUCUGGGAGAUUGUGCAAGUGCGUGUGUGACCUGGAGUGAGAGGCGACGACGGCGGCUCGGCCGCAGAGGGAGACUAGCGCCGCCAGUGGCCCAACGGCGCGGCGACACCGCGUUAGUGAUUUUGUAUCGCGAAUACGAAACGUGGUUCAUUUUGCGAUGGCUAUGCGCAUUAUUUAAUGAACAUUGUAAAUCUAAUAAUCUUGGCCUAUUAUCCUGUGUGUUGUGGAUGCGAUCCGCUGUGUCGGUUUUGUGCAGUUGUGUACAUAGUUUGAUGACGGCGGACGGGGCAGUGGGCAGGCGGCGGGGCGCCACACCGCCCUCGGUUCGGCGCGCUUUAUAUCAUAAAGCAAAUUAUAAUUUUAUAAAUAAAAAAUAAAAACACA